Molecule: messenger RNA, 786 nt
Organism: Ixodes scapularis (black-legged tick)
Lineage: Eukaryota; Metazoa; Arthropoda; Arachnida; Ixodida; Ixodidae
Exons: 5
Coding region: 1-786 (261 amino acids)
Source: RefSeq, a predicted model, not a curated record
AUGAUUAUACUUUGUGUCAAGAAGAGCCUAAAUGCUGCAGGCAAGGGCCAAGAGUGUGGCUUAAUUGCUGACUGGGCUCAGCCAGCCAUCAACCAUAUGUACUGGUGCGCUGCAGCAAGCCAGGGCGAAGGGGACCUCCUUGUGGAUGCCUGGUCAAGCAUCACCAGGCACGUGGUGAAUGUUCAUGUGGGCCACCCUGGGGUCUACACCGAGUGUCUCCACGAGCCGAUCGAGGAUGGCGAAUGGUUGACUCCAGAUACACCUGCACGUGUCAGAUUUGUCGACGUGGUCACAAGCAAGUCCUUGCUGAAGGACCUGCGCCAGCUGUCCCCGGACAGUCAGACGUAUGCUUUGGAGUCCUUCCACUCGGUCCUCAAUGGCUUCGCACCCAAGUGGGCCGCAUUUCACCCGAAAGGCAUGCUUGCCAGGACUCGUGUAGCAGCGCUGCACUACAACGAGAAUGGCAGCAGGGAGCAGGCCAUCACCCAAGCAGGCGAGAUGAAGUGGAAGCUCAAGUCGCCCAAGGCCAGAAAAGGGCACCACACUGCUCAUCCAGAGAAGACCCAAGCCACAUAUGGCUAUGUCGCAAAACUCCUUGCUCAAGCUGUGACGGUUUGUGAGGAGAUGGGGUCCCUGAGGGAAGCCUUUGAGCUGGAUGCGGAGCGACCAGAUCCGCCCUGCCUGAGCCACAGCCUCGACAGGCCACCGAAGGAGGACUUGGUGGCAGCCCGGAUCAGCCGUUUUGGGAGAAGACCUCCGGGUACACUCCUCCCUCCUCAGACGUAA